AAUAAGCGAAGAUUUGGUUAUAAUCAUCCAGGUCCAGUUAGCUAGCUAUGAUUAGAACCACUGUUCUGCAAGUUAAUUUCAACUGCGUGCUGUGCAAGAAAUUCGUUCUGCAAGCCAUUUCAAGACGUGAAGGUAUUGAUUCUGCGACCAUAAAAACUGACCAGAGGAAAUUAAUAGUGGUUGGUACAGUACGUCCAGAGUUUCUUGUAAAGGAAAUAAGAAAGAUUCCAAAGGAGGUGGAAAUCAUUGAAGUUACAGAACACAGAGAAAAUAGUGAUAGACAGGCAGCAGCAGCAGCUCCGAGUAAUGAUGAAAAUGGCGGAGAACAAGAUAAUGGGAAUAUUAAUAACGUAAGACAGUUGCCAAGAAUGUGCAGAGAGUGUCAGACUCGAGUAGGGGUUGAAAUUGGUUGUAGGUCUUAUAGGUAAUGAUCUACAAGAAAUUGGUUGUACUAUAUAUAGUCAUAAGAAUUGCUAGCUGAACAUGAAUACACAUACAUUAUUUUCACCAUCAAAGAUUGCGAUGGAGUGGUCUGUAUUAAAAAUUAGUGAGGAUCUCAAAACAAGUUAAAAGUGUCCUUAUUUUUAUCCACUUGUUAUUUAAAUUUUUGCCUACAUUUGAAAUAAUCAAUUUAGAUGUUAGCUAGCUAGUACAAACUAGCUAAAGAGCUUUUGUAUGAAACAAUUAAUUUGACUAGAUUAGUUGUUGAACCAUCUGACUAUAAAUCAAGUAUAUUGGUGACCUC
This is a messenger RNA of Lycium ferocissimum, 745 nucleotides long. RefSeq lists its product as uncharacterized. Lineage: Eukaryota; Viridiplantae; Streptophyta; Magnoliopsida; Solanales; Solanaceae. Gene Ontology annotation, molecular function: metal ion binding. The coding region runs from base 48 to 428 and encodes 126 amino acids. The transcript is spliced from 2 exons. The record is from RefSeq and is a predicted model, not a curated record.